Messenger RNA from Poeciliopsis prolifica (blackstripe livebearer), 2574 nucleotides. Its product is annotated as endoplasmic reticulum protein SC65-like. The transcript has 7 exons. NCBI's taxonomy places the organism in Eukaryota, Metazoa, Chordata, Actinopteri, Cyprinodontiformes, Poeciliidae. Gene Ontology annotation, biological process: collagen fibril organization; peptidyl-lysine hydroxylation. Gene Ontology annotation, cellular component: endoplasmic reticulum. Bases 675 to 1973 code for a protein of 432 amino acids. Gene Ontology annotation, molecular function: protein binding; collagen binding. The record is from RefSeq and is a predicted model, not a curated record.
GCUAAGCUAACUCUGCGGCGGUUGAUCAGCUUAAACUUGCUCUACUUAUGAUCUGUAAGAAUUGGUGUGUAGGUCGCCAUUUUUUAUAUUUUUUUUUUGAAACAAAGCAAACCAAAUUCCACAUCACAUCUCCGUGUUAAGGUUGUCGUGUACUUUUCCUCGCUAUUUCUUAAAACGUUUUCCUGAUCUUCCCAGCUAGCUAGCAUCAACGGCUAGCUAGCAUCAAAUGUUCAGAGCACGUUCUCUGACGAUGACGUUUUUUCCGGACACUUUAAAACACCACUAAACGUCAUCUAGAUGUUGUAGUGUUGACAAUUGGUAGCAAAGGGACCGUGUUCCUUUUUUUCGUGUCAAAAACAGUCACUGGGUUUAUGGUUUAACCCUUUCAGGCUCAAAUUACUUGCAAAGACUAGCUAAGUAGCACUGAGCUGUUGCAAAUCUGCAACAUCUGCCUGGAGAGGGUUAAGAAGACAAAACCAGUUUAAGAGGAUUUGAAACAGACAAGCUAACAUACUGCUAAGAGAAAUAAACCUGGUCAGUAAACUCUGGUUUAGACGCUGAGAAAUUCCCAAUCCCAGAAUUCCCAGAAGCCCCUGAUCGCUGCAGCAGACCACCAGAUCACAAACACCGCAGCAGAAGAAAGGAGGGAGGCACAGGAAUGUUUUUUUUUUAUUAUGGCUGGACUGAGCGCAAAAGGAGGCUCGUAUUUAAUAUCCCUAAUACUUUUCUGUAUGAACUUUGUGUUUAUUAACACAUCCGCACAACACGAGAGUCUCAUGAGUUUUCCCAAAGAACAUCUCAUUCCUCUCACCGCAGCCUACGGACUGGCGCUGGACAGAUACGCAGCCGGAAACUGGACCGAAUCUAUCCAGUACUUGGAGCUGAGUUUGCGUUUGCACCGACUUCUCAGGGAAAGUGUGCGGUUCUGCUCGGUCCAGUGUAACCGCAGCGGUCAUGAGGAGCCGCUUUUCCCCGCAGCAUCCCCGGAUCUGAGCGCCUACUGGCGCGUCCUGAGGACGGCGUCCUGUCAGAGGACAUGCAGGGCGCGUCUCCCGGUCCUGCAGCUGCCGCCUCCCGACACCGAGAUCAUGGACGAGUUCAGCAAAAGAGCCCCGUACAGAUAUCUGCACUUUGCUCACGCUAAGCUGGACGACUUGCAGCAGGCCGUCCCGUGCGCCUACACUUUCCUACAGAGGAACCCCGAGGACCAGGAGAUGCUUCAGCUGAUGGAGGAGUACAAGAAUGAGUACGACCUCGACGGCUUCCUCAUCGACCACGAACAACAACUUUAUGAGCCAUCCUUCAUCAGCGGCGUGAAGCUUGUGGACUUGGGGAAAUACAGCAGCGGUUCUGAGCGCCUGGAGGAAACGCUGAGACUCUACCUGCAGGAGUACGACCUCUGUCAGGCCGAAUGCGACGGGAUCGGCCAUUUUUCCUCACACACAGACUUCUACGCUCUAUUAACCGAAGUCUACCUUGACACUUUAAAAUGCAAGAUAAAGUGUGAGGAAAACCUAAAGCCCAACGUUGGCGGCUACUUUGUGGAGAACUUCGUUCCCACUAUUUACCACUACCUCCAGUUUGCCUAUUACAAACUGAACGACGGCCGCAGAGCCGUGCCCUGUGCGUACAGCUACUUCCUGUUCCAGCCAGAAGACCCGGUGAUGAAGGACAACCUGCUGUACUACGAGGCCUACAGCCCACAGUGGGGCCUGCAGUCCCAUCACUUCACACCCAGAACAGAAGCUCUUCGACAUUACAAUCAGACCAUCACUCAAAAACAAAUGUUGAUGUUUCUAAUGAAGUACUUGGAGGCGAAUGAUGAGGGUUUUAGCGGACCAGAAGAAAAUCCACUUUCGUCCUCUGAGUCUCCUGAUGCCGAGUUUGAAGGUGUGGGAGAUUAUGAAGAGUCCAUGUUUGCAAAAUGGAGGCAGAAGAAAGGAAAAGGAGACGCAGGAGAGGCCGACAUCUGAACUCAAGCAGUUACAGCUUCAGCUCUGCUGUCUUCAGGAAUGGUAAACUUAAAUUUAUUUAAAAUAGUGCCAUAAUAAUAAUCAUUUUAAGCAUAUUUAUGCUAUGAAGUUUUUUUUACCCUGUUUAACAAAACAACAACCACUGUUAUAAUGCCACAUUAAAUGUCCAGAAAGAGUUUGAAAUGAUUCAUCAGGCUUUUCUUUUAAAUCACAAAAACCAAAGUAUUUUGCUUUUUGUUUUUAUUCUUGUUUAUUGUAACUUUUAAUUUAGCUCUGUUCAGCUAAAUUAUAAAGCACCUUUUCCAGAUGUUUGUUUUAAAAUGUUUUCUAUAAAUAAAUAACAUUUUAGUUUCUACUUUUAUUAAAUAACCCAAAAAUCUUUCCUUCAAGUUGUUUUUUUUUGGAUGAGGAAAUUGGUAACAAUAUUCUCUUAGUCUAAAAUUAUCUAAGGUAUUAAACAUCCUUCCAACCCUAAUCUAAUCCCAAUUCUAGUCAUCUUUCCAAUCCUAAUCUAAUCCCAAUUCCAGUCAUCUUUCCAAUCCUAAUCUAAUCCCAAUUCUAGUCAUCCUUAGAUGAUUCCAACCCUAAUCUAAUCCCAAUU